Ogataea haglerorum is the source of this 1062-nucleotide messenger RNA. RefSeq lists its product as uncharacterized. Gene Ontology annotation, molecular function: protein binding; microtubule site clamp. Lineage: Eukaryota; Fungi; Ascomycota; Pichiomycetes; Pichiales; Pichiaceae. The coding region runs from base 1 to 1062 and encodes 353 amino acids. The record is from RefSeq and is a predicted model, not a curated record. The transcript has a single exon. Gene Ontology annotation, cellular component: chromosome, centromeric core domain; monopolin complex; nucleolus. Gene Ontology annotation, biological process: meiotic sister chromatid segregation; homologous chromosome segregation; attachment of mitotic spindle microtubules to kinetochore.
AUGCCAAAGAAGAGGACAACAAAGCGCGCUGAACUACCCAAUAAACGCACCACUAGAGCAAAGACGCUUAAAGGAGACGAAAAUGAGCUGGGAGAAUCUGUGUUCGAGGCUGAGGUCAACGACAACGACAACGUAGACGGAAUGGGUAAUCCUAGCGCGAUUCACGAUCAGAAAGAAAAUCAGGAACCACAAAGCGAGGGUAGCAAAAACCCAGGUGAUAAAAAGCCCCUCUCACCUAUACUUGGGCUUGAAAACCCACUGAUUACGCCAUCAAAGCGUUUAUUUGAUAGCCCGGAGCGCCCCACACUGCUUUCCCCUACAAAGGCGCGUCAAGAAUUCAGGCUACCUUCGGAGGCUGCCGUGUCGCAGUUAGUUCAGCGUAAGGACUUGAAGACGCUUACGAGUAUCCUCAACGAUCUAACUACAUCCAAAACUGAAAAAAUGUUUCAAGAUUACAAAAAGCUAUCCGAACGAAAGCAUCAGACUAGUGAGACGCUAAUCAACAACCUGACAAAAGAAAACCAAAAACUACGUUUGAGUAUCAAAUCGUUGCAGGCGAGCAAGCAGAAUUCCAAGGAGACGGAUUCAUUGAGACGGCAAAUUGAGACCCUCAAACGUGAGAACACACGUCUAAGCUCCGAAAUUGAGUCGCUGAGCGCGAAACGCGGCUCUAACCAAUCCGAGAUUGACAAUGCAGUGGCAGAACUGGAUCUUAUGGGCACGAAAUUGGAGAUCACUGAACUGUUAACAGGCCUCACAUGCCAGGAAUACAUCGAAGACGCUGAGAACAUGAUAUUCAAGAUGAAGCAGCAGGGAGAGACUUGUUUUUUGAUUUAUCAACUUUUGAUCAGCAAGACGGGAGCCGGAGAGAUUGUUUAUAUUCCAAUCUUCAAGCAAGAGGAGAGCCAAUCGGGGUCAGAGCGCAAUGAGUGGAUGGAGAAUGUCAAGAAACUUGAAAAAGUUCUGCCGGAUUAUCUGCUGGACAAUCUGACAUUCCCAGCCAAUACACUCUACAACUUCUAUAACAAGUUGGGGAGAUCACUCAACAAGAAAGUGGAAUAA